AUGGCUUCAGCUCUGCGGCUAGGCUCUGCCUCUCUGCGCUCCGCCGUCAAGGCCCCGGCCCGCUCCGUCGCCUUCAACGGUCUCCGCGCCUACUCCAGCAAGACCACGUCCCUGAAGGAGACCUUCGCCGCCAAGAUCCCCGGCGAGAUUGAGAAGAUCAAGACGCUCAAGAAGGAGCACGGUAGCAAGGUCGUUGGCGAGGUCACCCUCGACCAGGUCUACGGUGGUGCCCGUGGCAUCAAGUCCCUCGUCUGGGAGGGCUCCGUCCUCGACUCCGAGGAGGGUAUCCGCUUCCGCGGCAAGACCAUCCCCGAAUGCCAGCAGCUCCUUCCCAAGGCCGCUGGUGGCCAGGAGCCCCUCCCCGAGGGUCUCUUCUGGCUUCUGUUGACCGGCGAGGUUCCCUCUGAGCAGCAGGUCCGCGACCUUUCCGCUGAGUGGGCUGCCCGCUCCGACGUCCCCAAGUUCGUCGAGGAGCUCAUCGACCGCUGCCCCAACGACCUCCACCCCAUGGCCCAGUUCUCUCUGGCCGUCACUGCCCUUGAGCACGAGUCUUCCUUCGCCAAGGCCUACGCCAAGGGUAUGCCCAAGGCUCAGUACUGGGAGCACACCUUCGAGGACUCCAUGGACCUCAUUGCCAAGCUCCCUACCAUUGCCGCCCGCAUCUACCGCAACGUCUACAAGGACGGCAAGGUCGCUGCUACCCAAAAGGACAAGGACUACGCCUACAACCUGGCCAACCAGCUCGGCUUCGCUGACAACAAGGACUUCGUCGAGCUGAUGCGUCUGUACCUGACCAUCCACUCCGACCACGAGGGUGGCAACGUCUCUGCCCACACCACUCACCUGGUCGGCUCUGCCCUCAGCUCCCCCUACCUCUCCCUGGCUGCCGGUCUUAACGGUCUUGCCGGUCCUCUCCACGGUCUUGCCAACCAGGAGGUCCUGAACUGGCUCACCAAGAUGAAGAAGGCCGUUGGCAACGACCUUAGCGACGGCGCCAUCAAGGACUACCUCUGGUCCACCCUCAAGGCCGGCCAGGUCGUUCCCGGCUACGGCCACGCCGUCCUCCGCAAGACCGACCCCCGCUACGUCUCCCAGCGCGAGUUCGCCCAGAAGCACCUUGCCGACGACCCCAUGUUCAAGCUCGUCUCGCAGGUCUACAAGAUCGCUCCUGGCGUCCUCACCGAGCACGGCAAGACCAAGAACCCCUACCCCAACGUCGACGCCCACUCCGGUGUCCUCCUCCAGUACUACGGCCUCACGGAGCAGAACUUCUACACGGUUCUCUUCGGUGUGUCCCGCGCCCUCGGUGUCCUUCCCCAGCUCAUCAUCGACCGCGCCGUCGGUGCCCCCAUUGAGCGCCCCAAGUCGUUCAGCACUGAGGCUUACGCCAAGCUGGUUGGCGCUAAGAUUUAA
This is a messenger RNA of Aplosporella prunicola CBS 121167, 1413 nucleotides long. RefSeq lists its product as uncharacterized. NCBI's taxonomy places the organism in Eukaryota, Fungi, Ascomycota, Dothideomycetes, Botryosphaeriales, Aplosporellaceae. Gene Ontology annotation, biological process: carbohydrate metabolic process; citrate metabolic process; tricarboxylic acid cycle. Bases 1 to 1413 code for a protein of 470 amino acids. Gene Ontology annotation, cellular component: mitochondrial matrix. The transcript has 5 exons. The record is from RefSeq and is a predicted model, not a curated record.